Molecule: messenger RNA, 1365 nt
Organism: Baudoinia panamericana UAMH 10762
Lineage: Eukaryota; Fungi; Ascomycota; Dothideomycetes; Mycosphaerellales; Teratosphaeriaceae
Exons: 1
Coding region: 1-1365 (454 amino acids)
Biological process (GO): regulation of transcription by RNA polymerase II
Cellular component (GO): nucleus
Molecular function (GO): RNA polymerase II transcription regulatory region sequence-specific DNA binding; DNA-binding transcription activator activity, RNA polymerase II-specific
Source: RefSeq, a predicted model, not a curated record
AUGGCAGAGGACCCGGGGCAACUACGGCGUCGCAAACUAUCCGAAUUAGAGUCGCCUCGAGGAAUCACACGUACUCUUCCGCCGCUCGCUAUGAGCUCGCGACCUCCCCCGGCUCCACCCCCAGCUCCAAGACACGGCGGCUCACCAGUCGCCAGUAAUGAGCGCUCCAUCAGGCGCAUAUUGACUCCUAGAUCUCCAUCUUUGCACCGCGCAGCUAGCCUGGGCCAAUUGCAAUCAUCAACAGGCACCAUCAGCGCACAACAAGCUCCUUUCCCGGGCUCUCCUCGUGUGCGGACGUAUACGAUCGAACCCGGCGUUGCCGGCGCUCCUCCUUUGCCCACACCGCCUGCUGGGGUUCGACCUAACUACGGGUUUCCAAUACCUGUAACACCCUCAGAAGCUGCUCGCAGAGCCAGCUCUGGCGUGACUAGGGGCACAAGGAACACAUCUGAUAGUGCCAGCCCGGCGACAUCGUACUCUUCCUACAGCCAGGCUGAACAGACGUCUCCUGUAACGCAGUAUGCGCCCACGGCUGCACUCUCCGGACCAUAUUCCGCUGCCGGUGAAGGUUCCAUUGGUUUCACAACUUCCGGAGAAAGGCAGCGACCACUCGGUAUCCCGAUCUCGUCGUCUGGAGGUCCGAAUGUCUACCAGAUGAUGACAUUGGAGACAACGUCGGGUACAGUGCAACUGCCGGUUGAUGUGCAAGCGGCGUCGAAAAUGGCAGAUGAAAAACGCCGCCGCAACGCUGGGGCGAGUGCACGUUUCAGGCAACGGCGGAAGGAGAAGGAGAAAGAGGCAGCAACGACAAUAUCCAAGCUGGAGCAGCGGGCUAAGGAACUGGCUGAAAAUGCGGAAUUCUACAGGCGGGAGCGCGAUUACCUCGCAAACGCUCUGAUACAAAGCCCUGGUGGGGAACGACAUUUCCCACGACCGCUGUCUCCAAAACGCCGCCGCUCUUCUUCAGCAAUGCCAGGCUCGAGCAUUCCGACGAGCACGGGUUACGGCAGUGCAACGGAGUCAUCGGCACGAAGCCCAGAGGAAGAGCGUAGUAUAGGGAGUAGGCCGUCCACCAUCUCACUACCGCCUCCGCCACCCCAGAGCGCGACACUAGGUGCAUCUUACGCGCCCGUUUACGGAUACGGCGCACCGAUCGCGCCGCACUCUGUGCCUCAGGUGCAGCAAAGCAGCGUGCCUCUGGGGCCUCCACCAACAAGGCGCUUAAGUACUGCCGCCCCUUUACCGCCCCUCCACUCCAGCGUCCCUCAACAUCCACCGUUGAUGCAAGCCCUUCCUCAGACGGGCCCUUACAACCCAUACGCGCCGGAACGCCGAGUUCAUGAUCCGUCUAGAUCACGAGAAUGA